Messenger RNA from Phaeodactylum tricornutum CCAP 1055/1, 495 nucleotides. RefSeq lists its product with no specific name. The record is from RefSeq and is a predicted model, not a curated record. The transcript has a single exon. Gene Ontology annotation, molecular function: oxygen binding; heme binding. Bases 1 to 495 code for a protein of 164 amino acids. Lineage: Eukaryota; Bacillariophyta; Bacillariophyceae; Surirellales; Neidiaceae.
AUGCCGAAAGAAUCUCCUUUGAUCGAUCGCUUGGGUGGGACGCCCGUACUAAAACGGACUCUGGACGUGCAUUACGAACGCGUCUUGCGUGAUUCUCUUUUGGCCCCCUUUUUCAAAGGCACCAAGAUGUCGUCUCUCCGCCUGCAUCAACUCAAAUUUCUGCGUUACUUCUUAUCGGACGGCCGCAUGACGGUGGAUGUCACGGACGUGAUGCUGGAAAAGCACAUGUCCAUGUUUGAAGAGCGCGAUUUGUCGGCCGUGCACUUUGAUCGUUUUGUUACACUCUUUGUGGACUCUCUCAAGGCCUGUGGUGUUCGAUCACAGGGAUUGUUGGACGAAACGCACGAAAUUAUGGCACCCUUGCGACAGAUUUUUGUGAUUGGUGCGCAAGAGUACGGCGGUUCCGUCAAGAGCCAAGAGGAUGCGGAAACAUCCAAGGAACAUAAUCGAAAAGGGUUGCGACGCCUGUUGGGGCUGGGCAAGCAGAAGGGCUAG